Molecule: messenger RNA, 552 nt
Organism: Babesia microti strain RI
Lineage: Eukaryota; Apicomplexa; Aconoidasida; Piroplasmida; Babesiidae
Exons: 4
Coding region: 1-552 (183 amino acids)
Source: RefSeq, a predicted model, not a curated record
AUGCAUAUAUACAGCGUACUAAUCACUCUAAUAAUUAAUAUACAGCAAUUGUGUCUAUCCGCAUAUAUCAGAGAUCGUUCAUCAAACGCAGUAAAGACAAAUAUAGCAACAAUAAUAGGUGGGAAAAGUAGUUGUGAUGUAAUAAACGGCAAAUUAAACACUUAUUGCUCAACUUUUAAGCCUAAACCCGGCAAUUUUGGCAUCCACUGCAACAACGCUAUUUGCAAACAGUCGUGCUGUAACCAUACACUUAUUUGUUCAUCUUCUUACAGGUUUCCAGACAAAAAUUUCUUAUAUUGCGUGAAGGAAAGGGUGUCUCUCGACUUUAACGAUUGUUGUCAAUCUACGUUUAAAACUCCACAUUUCAACUAUAUGUAUGCUGGAAUUGCUAUUGCAAUCAUGGUUUCAUUAUGCGGCGUAAUAUGUGCCCUGACAAUUAAAGAUGACAAGGGCCAUCGUAAAUCAAUACUUAAAACAAAAGAUGUACCAUACUUGCACAUACCACAACUCAUUGCCACUGAUCAAAAUGAUAUAUUCUGGGAUGAAAUCUAA